UUGAAGCGAAAGUUGAAACUAAACGUUUGCCUUCUUCUUCAUACUCUCGCGUUACUCCGUGACAUCAAUAACUGAAUCCAACCGGGAGCGUCAGGACUGGAAGGACUAAGUGUUGUCCUCCUUUUCCACAGUUAUGGGAACUUUUAACAAACUUAGGAGGAUUUUAAAAAGUGAGCUGCUCUUUAUUUGCUGCCUUUUCUUCGGAGUCGAACUCCUAACAUGUCAAGUCUUACCACCACAAAAUGUGACCCUAACGUGGCCCAAAGAUUUUUGGCCUCGGUUGUCCUGGGCACCACCGCCACAUUCAAUGAAAAACUGCCAAUAUGAAGUAAUAACAAGAAAAAAAGAUGGGGGCAUUGAUGGGAAAAGUUAUUCCAACAACACUUCAUGGAGCGCCAGGAGAGUGAUGGAAGGAGGAGUUCUGAAGUUGGCUUUGGGAACUGUCUGUAAUGGCACUGAAAGUGUAAAGGUUGAAAUCAGAUCCGAUUACAAAGAUCUGGUGAAAGAUUUGCAGUGCUUCAUCAAGUCCUCCACACUCACUAACUGCACCUGGCUCCACGCCACUAAAACGUCAGAUCUCCGUUUUUUUUAUAUGUUUGCAAAUAAUGACCCUAAUAAAUCUCUGGACGAUAAAUCCCAGUGGACCCCGUUAGUAGAGUGCUCAGCAUACAGAGACGUUGGAGGCAUCAGAACUGGUUGUGAUCUGCAGGCGAAACCCACCCAAACACUGUUCAUGCUGCUCAAUGGAACCCUUGACAACGAGCCAGUCAGAAACACCUUCAAGAAAAGACUUCUGAAUUUUGUGAGACCUCCUGCCCUCAACUGGACGGUCAUUAAAGCUGAAAAUGACUUCAUCAUUAACUGGAUUCCUCCUGAUGUAUUCCCUCUGAAUUCUGAGUUUUAUAUUCAGUACACUGAGUGUGGUAAACUAAAGCCACAACGUUCAGCAAAUGGAGUGACAUCUCUUAAGCUGCCGAGGCUAUCUCACUGUCAGUACGGGAUUUCUAUUCAAGCAAAGACAGAUGAAAACGAGACGCCAUGGACUGAAGAGAAGUAUUUCAGUGCAGAUACAGAUCCGAAUGCAAUUCUAUAUGCUGUAGUUAUCAUCCCAUUGAUGUGUGCUGGCCUGGCAGUCCUCGCCGUUGUGUGUUGCAGGAAGAAUAAGGAAGCCCUUUUCCCCAAAAUACCAGAACCUCGAGACCUCAUCAGUGAGAUUUUUAGCAACAACAACAACAAGAGCGUUAUUCACAAACUGUACAUCCCUGCAGAGGAAGAAGAAAACUGCAAAAUCACUCUGGUGAUGGAUCCCCAAACAGACAAACUCUCCUCCUAGCAAACCUCUGCAGUAAAGAUGUGUUUUAACCUGCAACACCUCAACAGCUCUCAUUCAUCUAUGGUGCUGGCUCUACAACAAAUUGGAAGAUUGAGUAGCCAAAUAUGUUGAUGGAGAUUAACUUAAACAGUGGCAGCUACUGAACUCCUGCACGUGGUUAUUUAUAGAAAAAUGCAGUUAAAAAAAUCAAACUGUACAAAGCUUUCUUGUUUUCAUCUGGGUGGAGUAGAAGAGACAUGAGUUGCACUGAAUUGUUUUUAUCUGGAUAUCAGGAUCGUAAAAAAAAAAAAAAAUGCCCAGAGGAUCUGGAAAACAUUGAAACAGUCGUGAAAAAUGUGCAUCAAUUCCCUGAUAGUCUAUAGCUGCACAAUAAUUCCACUUUUUUCUUUUUCAGGGUUAGGUCUUUACUAAAACCCCAACAUGUUUUCUGUCCUCCAUUGAAAAGACCCAAUCAGGUUACUUUACAUUACUGCAUUCAUUUUCAUAUUCCCAUAAGGUAAUAAAUAACACCAUCAUGCACCAUGGUGCUGGAGGCCUGUACUUUUGCUGAAAGACGAAAAAUAUAUAUUAUAUAUUGUAGGUGCUACAAUAUAUGUAGCCUACGUACCUAUGUCACCUAGUUUUCAUGGAUUAGAAUUUUAAAGAUUUUAUCAACUUUAUUUGUCACUGCAAUACGAUUUUCAUAUAUUUUGUGUUUAACUGUACAUUAAGCAGUCCUUUUUAUAUCAGGGUGAACAGUUCUUAAUACUCUAGGCCAGGGGUUCCCCAACUUCUCAGCUCAUGACCCCCAAAAUAAGAGGGCCACUGUCCCCCCCCCCCCCCCCCCCCCCACAGUCCGUAGAGAUGGUUAGAGCGUAUAACUUUGCUCAUGCACUAACAGGCCACACAAAAGAAGAACAGCCUGAAAUGAAUUCUGUUGUUUUAUAAGGUAAUUUAUGUCUAAGUAGACUUUAGCACUGAGUGGACAUACAAACGUAAUAAAUAGACUCAUCGGUGUGUUCAUCUUUGUGUCUAUAGCGCAGCAGACAUGUUAAUGAUCCCAGAGGAUCUGCAGGAAACAUUUUAUGUAUUUUUAUUUGUAUAUAUUUUUACAUCAAUGUGUAAAUCUAAAAUCGAUAUUUUUAUAUUUUUUAAGGCAUUUUGCGACCCCCCUCAUGGUGUCUUGCGUCCACCCGGGGGAUCCUAACUCCCACUUUGGGAACCACAGCUCAAGGCUUACUUUUUUUUUUUUAAGAUUUAUUUUUGUGCUUUUUGUGCCUUUAAUGCAGAGAUGUGACAGUGGAUAGAGUCAGAAAUCAGAGAGAGAGAGAGUAGGGAAUGACAUGCAGGAAAGGAGCCACAGGCUGGACUCGAACCUGGGGCACGCACACUAACCACUGUUCCACCAGCACCCCUUUUUUUACUUUUUAAAGUUUUUUUAUCGACCAUUGCUCGUUCUCUUUGACAAAUUCACCAGUUGGAUAAAAAGUAGAUAGAAUAAACUGCAUGCAACAACCGGAUAAGCACUUAUCGUGCUGAGGAGGAGGUCAUCUUUUACAGCUACAUUGCACCAUUCCUCUGAAGUGCUGCUCGUGUCCCCCCCUACAUUACACUUAGCUUUUCUUUCUGAUUGAAUGUGAAACGACUUUUUACAUCCUUUAUGUGUUUCAGCUAGAUCACUGGUUUGUUCUUCUGAACGGAUAGUUAUACACUGAACUUUGCUGAUAAACCUAAACAUGCUAGUUAUGCUGCCUGGUGUGUGGGUCACUUUACCAACUAGCUAAAAACUAAGAUUUGAUAAGAUCAAUUUAAAAUAAAUUCUCAUAGUUUGUCUCAAAAUGUUUUUGACUUGGAGGAUAAUUGAACACGUCAUGUCAUCUGUUGACCACGUCUUCUUUAGACACACCCAGCAGAGCAUAAAUGUAGCUGCACAGUUAGCAAACAUGCUACAUUUUGAGAUUAGCCAUUAUUAUAAACACCACAGUUUUAGAUUUAUUUAAAUUCUUUCACAUAAAAUAGUUCAGUUUCUUUCACAAUAUUUAAAGCUCCAAGUUGUUCAUUUAUUCAACUACUGCUUUCAGUGAAGACGUUUAGUCAGCUAAAUAAUCUAUUCACGCUAUCGCAUCUACGCACUUCAUUCAAUGUGAAGAAGUCCAAGUGUGUGUUUGCUUCAAAGUAUCUUAAACUGUAUACUGGAGAUUUGUUUUAUUUAAAUGUGAAUCAAAGAGCACACUCAUGAAAACUUACUGGUGUGUGCUUUUUAAAAAAAAUGUGAAUAGUUUCUUGGUUUUUGGUUUGGAAUAAAUAAAUGUUAUUUUCUCAUCAUUUCA
Messenger RNA from Labrus mixtus (cuckoo wrasse), 3642 nucleotides. Its product is annotated as granulocyte-macrophage colony-stimulating factor receptor subunit alpha-like. Gene Ontology annotation, molecular function: protein binding. The coding region runs from base 134 to 1333 and encodes 399 amino acids. The record is from RefSeq and is a predicted model, not a curated record. Lineage: Eukaryota; Metazoa; Chordata; Actinopteri; Labriformes; Labridae. The transcript has 10 exons.